Saccostrea echinata is the source of this 6008-nucleotide messenger RNA. RefSeq lists its product as uncharacterized. The coding region runs from base 600 to 4643 and encodes 1347 amino acids. Gene Ontology annotation, cellular component: postsynaptic membrane; postsynaptic density; adherens junction. NCBI's taxonomy places the organism in Eukaryota, Metazoa, Mollusca, Bivalvia, Ostreida, Ostreidae. The record is from RefSeq and is a predicted model, not a curated record. Gene Ontology annotation, molecular function: protein binding. Gene Ontology annotation, biological process: neurotransmitter receptor transport postsynaptic membrane to endosome; neurotransmitter receptor transport, endosome to postsynaptic membrane. The transcript has 22 exons.
GCUGCAAUCAAGGUGAAUACAGCGUGUGUAAAAAGAUUGGAUUUAAAGUGUGGACAUUUUUAAAUGAAUCGCAUUAUUGAAAUGUAUAUGAUCGAUGCAGCGCCCAAUGAACUCUCUCUGUAGGAUCGAUAGAAGGCAGGGGGCAUUGGGAUACGAGCUUACUCGUAAAAGUUUGUCUCUGCCCUUUUGUUAAUAUCUGCUUUUAUGUGGGUCGCAACCAAACUAAGGUGAAAUGCUGCCUGUGUAAAUAUCUUUUCAAGGUUUGCCUGUGUUCCAAAAUCUAAGAGCUCUCGGGGGUUUCAUUUGUUGAUAUAAUACAUACUUCAAAAUAGGCCUUUUUGUGCAGAAUGAAAAUUUCACCCUUACGUUUAUUUACUGCAAGCAAUUUAAAAUUGGAUGUUUUGAUCCUGUUGAGUUCUUGUGAAUUAUGUAAUGCAUGUAAUUAUUGUGAAUUACUGUGAAUUGUUAAAACUGAUUUCGUGAGCUUGGAAUAACCCAUACGCUGUUGCCUUGGAUUGUAGUAAUUAAUGGAUUAACGAUGACAAAGGAACAAACCUUGUACACCAUACUGUAGUUAUUUUUCCUCGCAAGGAUAGAUAAUGGCUGGAUUUGUUAAGAAAUGCCCGUGUCUGAAACCGAAGAUUCAGGAGGAGAUUUACGAGUUAGACUACCGUCACUGUAACCUCACGGACGUCCCCGCUCAGGUGUUUAACUUUGAGCGGACGUUAGAGGAGUUAUAUUUAGACAACAACCAGAUUCAGGACUUACCAAGGGAGUUGUUUUGUUGCCAUGGUAUCAGGAAGCUGUGUUUAAGUAACAAUGAGGUGACCAAUAUUCCCCCGGCCAUCGGAAGUUUGAUCAACCUGGAGGAACUGGACAUCAGUAAAAAUGGUAUUAUUGACAUCCCAGAGAACAUCAACUGUUGUAAAUGUCUGAGGUCGGUCAACGCCAACGUCAACCCACUGGGAAAGUUGCCAGAGGGAUUGACACAGUUAGGGAACCUAACACAGCUCUACCUCAAUGAUACAUUCCUAGACUAUCUACCCGGAACAUUUGGGAGACUACUGAAACUGAAGGUGCUGGAGAUUCGGGAGAAUCAUCUAAAAACUCUGCCCAAGUCGUUCUCCAUGUUGACUUCCCUAGAGAGACUGGAUAUCGGACAUAAUGAAUUCACCGAGCUGCCGGAUGUGAUUGGGAAUCUGACCAGCCUGUUGGAGCUUUGGUGUGACCACAAUCAAAUCACAACUCUUACUUCUACCAUUGGAAACUUGAAGCGGUUGAUGUUUCUAGAUGCCUCUUCCAAUCAUUUACAGUCAAUUCCUUCAGAGAUAGAAGGCUGCAGCUCAUUGGGUGAUCUUCACCUGACAACCAAUAGGAUUCAGGCUCUUCCAGAAUCUUUGGGUAACUUGGAAAGUCUGACCACCCUGAAAAUUGACAACAACCAGUUGACCUCCUUACCGACCUCCAUAGGAGGACUACAGUCGCUGUCAGAACUCAAUGUCAGCUGUAAUAACCUGGAGGAACUUCCUGCCAGUCUGGGACUUCUCAGAAACCUACGCACCUUCUAUGCUGACGAGAAUGAUUUACUGUUCAUUCCUGCAGAGGUUGGGAGCUGUAAUGGGAUCACGGUCCUCUCUCUGCGGAGCAAUCACCUGGAGUACAUUCCCGAUGAGAUAGGACGAAUCCCGAGGCUUCGUGUCCUGAACCUGAGUGAUAAUCGACUGAAGUAUCUUCCCUUUACAAUUACGAAACUGAAGGACCUCCAGGCCCUCUGGCUGGCAGAGAACCAGACCUGUCCUCUAAUACCCCUACAGUCUGACCAUGACCCAGAUAAUGGUAGGAAAAUUCUGACGUGUUACCUCCUUCCUCAGUUAGGAGACGAUGACAGACCUUGUGAUUCAGGUCAGGGAGGUGAUACAGACAGUUUCCACGCCUCGAUGUGGGACGAGGAGAGAAGCAGAAGACAGACAAUUCACUUUGCUUUUCCUGAAGAAGAUGAGGAGGAGGGUACUCUGGUUAGGUGUCCAACCCCAUACCCCAAAGAUAUGAGGGAAAAAAUUCGACAUGCUCGUAACAUGGCCAUGAGACAGAAGCUGAGUGGGGGACCAGCCGACGUAAGAUGGAAUGGGGGUAGAGACAACAAAGGAUAUGAGGAGGAGACCACUGCAUUGGUUUAUGAUAACCAUGGUGAUGGUGACCUGAAUCGACAUCCCCGCCCAGCAUCACCGAUUGAUGCCCAUCGACUCUAUCAGUGUGACAAGGAAAAGCUAGCAAAAGACAAAGCCAGACUUCAGCGCCACCACUCAGAUCAAGAAUCUGAAAGAGAGGCUACUAGGUCAAGGUCACCUAUAGGGGAGGUAGCCACAGCCUACAAACCGCAGCCUGCACCCAGAAAAGGUUACACAAGCAAAGAGAAGAACAAGAGAAGCCAGCAGGAUGACGGAGGAUUUUCGGAGAAGGGACCCAUGACUUGUAUGGGGUCUAACACUGAUAUUUCUACUAUGAAGGAUCUCUCAGCACCGAACACUCCGGUGUCAAAGCGGACCCCUGCCUUCUCUUACUGCUCCCCAUCAGAACUCUCUAGUAGACUCUCACAGUUUAGUGACCCCCGGAGUCCAAAUGGAUACUCCUCCUAUAGUGCCAGUCCCUCAGGAAAAUCUCACCGCACUAGAGAUUAUGAUUCUGAUACCGGAUAUCGAAGUGAAUCCGAGUUUGUAAGACUACAAAGACAACAAAUGUACAAUCAGCAGGGCUUUGUGAGGGGAGGGUAUGAAAGUGAUAGGGAUGGUUUAACACCGCGGAAAGAACGCCAGCGAGAGGUGGGGUACUCUAGUGAUGUGGAGGGAUAUUCAGGGAGGGUUAAAAUGGCUUCAUAUCAUUCAGGACCCACACCCUUACAGCAGCAAAACUCAGGUAGUGUUCAGUACCAAAGGAAUCAAAGUAAGCCCUCCCCAAUUUACAGUUCUACUAAUCAGAACUGGACUUCCCAAAAGGUGCAGGGUGUAAGUAAUUCUGCACCUAGUGACAAAAUGUCUGACCCUAGUGCUAGGUCUCUGGAAACCUCAGGGUUCAGUGACAGCGGGUACAAUCCCCCCUCCCCUAUGUUCCAUCACAGUAAGAUUGUGGACCAGAGUACACCGGUCACUAGUGAGGCUCCCCAUGGGUUUCGGUUCACUGGCCGGUCACGGUCGGGCAGUGACAGUGGGAGUGCCAGCCAGGAGGAGCAAGGCAAGGAUUGGAGGAAAGAUUUCUAUGCAGUGAUGGAGCAGAAAAUGAACAGCUCUCAAACACACCUGAAUCAACAGGUAAAUGAGACAGCAUCCAAGGAUCAGUCACAUCAGAACAAAGCCUCACCCACUUAUACCUCAGUGUCACACAGAAAGCUUCCCCCCACCCCAAACAGAAACUCCCCCUAUGGUGUGAUGAAUUAUGACAGGAGGAAUGCAAACUCUCCUUCCAUGUACCAGCGCAUAUCUGAACUCGCUAUCACUGAAAAUGUGGUUCAAAACCAUCGGUCAGAAUCACCCUAUCAAAGACUUCCACUAUCUCGUCAAAGUCCGAAUCAACAGUUGUACAGACAGAGUGAGACUUUAUACAGACAGGAAGUGAGUAGUAGUCCACAUCAGAAGACGUACAGACAAAGUGAUACUCUGUAUACACAGGAAAUGACGCGUCAGAGUCCAAGUCAAAAGAUUUACCAAAAAAGUGAGACUUUGUACACUCAGGAAGUGACUCAGAUCCCAAACUCUAGCGGGGAGGGCUCGAUGAGUGUUCCCCCCUCUCACCCUCUAGUCCCCAGUAGUGCUAACUCAGUGUAUCCCCACGAUCAUGAUUCCUCACAGUCCUCAGGAUUCAGUAGUGACACUUCCAAAUCAAGACCUUAUAACCCCCUACCUCCCAAACUACCCCAAGUAUCUAGUGACCGACCUCAAGGUGAAAGGUCAAGGACACCUGUGUUUGUUAACUGUGAGGAGGAGAGGGGGGAUUCCCCACGGGAGUCUGGAUACAGUAGUCGUGAACACAGCAGCCACAGGAAUUCCCCUUGUGACACAAUCUUCCCCCAGGGACAGUACACGGAGCAGGGAGAGGAUUAUAAAAAUCCCGGAUCCUCAUGUGAAGACAUUGCUUCCUACAAACACAACCUACAGAUGUCUCAGGCUCGAGUGCCCCGGCUCGUGGAGAACAGUCCACGUGUAUACAAGGACAUGUCCACCAAAUACUCAGGAUUCACUAUGCCCCCUCCCAGUAGACCCCCACCCUCUCCAUACAGCAGUCAGCUUCCAGUCUCCUCUGAUCAUUAUCCCCAUAAUUCAAUUCAUCAGUCCCAUAAUUCCACACCAUAUCACCAAGGCAACCAUUCUAUGGCAAGGGAGACAACUUCAGAUCAUCCUCCACAGUUACAGCAAGGACCACCUCUACAUCAGGAGAGAAGUGUGUCACACCAGAUUUCCUCAGUAAAUCAUCGUCAUAGUAACCACUAUUACUCGGGUGACAAUGGUGUAUCUAUGACAGCAGGGAAUAUCCAGCCAACAUACACCAUACCAAAAGGGGGAUCUGUUCCUCAGGUAAAAAGCCAGAACUUCACUGCAGUGAAUCCUGUGGAACCAAAUCUACAGACUCCAUGCAUCCUGGGAACAAUCUGACAUGGUUCACUGAAUCAUAAGGUCUAACCUUUAACCUUUUCACACAGAGAGAUGUAAAAGUAAUUCCAGCUUUUCCACACUGUAAGGCUAUCUGACUGUAAGACCGUCUCUGUAUACUGACAAGGCUGUUUCUACUGUUACAGUCUUUGGACCACAACCAAUAGAUUUAUUGUAAAAUUCACACAGAGACGUGUUUUCCCCAUUGAAUAGAACUGUUGGGGAUUUUAUAUAAUAUUUUGUCUUGUUAAGAUUUUGUUGAAGCUCAAAGCAAUUUUUGAAUUGUCUUUUGAUCAAUUUUAUAUUUGAAUACCCUUGUACUGAUUAUUAGAUCCUAUACACUUGAUGAAAUGCAGAACAUUCUAUAAUAUCUAUGAUCUGACUCUCCUCUAAGCAUUAAUAUUUUCAAUGAAUCUCCUUUUGUAUGCUGAACAGUCAGUUUGUGCCUCGAUCUGGUGACUCCAUGGUAUCCUGUGAUAUUUAUAAAAUCUAAUAAUACCGUCCAAUCAUAUUUGUUGACAAUAACACCAUAAUCAUGCUUGUAUUUUAUUGUCUUAGGAAAAUCGCAUGUAUUUAUGUAUCAGUUAUUUCAUGACAUUGCCUCCUAUGUUAAAUAAGGAAUGUUCUUCACCAUUUGUUUGGUAACCUGUAAAAAUUUUGAAACUUUUCAAUAUUUUGUUGGUAGAAUGACCAUAUUUCUGCAAAAUAAUUGAGGUUUCUAAAUUUUUUUUCUUAGAAAACUUUGUGUGUAUAUUAUUCUCAUGUACAUUGAGGCUUUAAUUUGUUCUGAGAAGAUCUAGAUAUAAUGCACAUUUGAAAAAUAAUUCCCUAUUUUAAAUGGCAACAGCAACAAAAAUUUGGAUAUUAACUGAAGGUGCUUUUCCCAUUUCCAUCAUCCCUUAGUAAUCAUUUUUCUGGAUUUUCAGUCUUCCAAAUUUCAGUGUCAUUUUUUUAUUCCUCUAUCAAUUUUUAAAAAAAAUAUAUUAUGACAUUGUCAUAUUUAUUGUAAAUACAAAUAUAAGCAUAUAAGUCAUUUAAAAUGAAUAACUUUACUUGGACAGAACAUAGGAUUUCUGUUUUGAUAAAAAAUAGCUUUAUGGUGGGAUUUAAAGAAAAAUUUAUCAAUUUGUGCAUUAUUUUCAUUUAUGUUUAAUUGAUUUCAUUGAUAAUAAGUACUACUCAAAGGCAGCAUCCUGUAUAGUACACAGGUGAUGUAGAUCUGAAAUCCAUUGUGUAAAUAUUUAUAUACAUGUAUAUUUCAUCUUUGUAGUUUGUUAUUUAUUAAAAUAUUUAUUAAAAAACAACAUUAAGAUAUGAUAUGUACAUUCAGAAACAAGAAACACUGAUAUAUUUUACAAUAAAUUUAUG